Messenger RNA from Caenorhabditis sp. 36 PRJEB53466, 1140 nucleotides. The record is from the annotation of a GenBank genome assembly. NCBI's taxonomy places the organism in Eukaryota, Metazoa, Nematoda, Chromadorea, Rhabditida, Rhabditidae.
AUGAGUGACGACGACUGCCACUACAAGAAUAGAAGAUCUUAUAAGAAGGUAUCGAAACGGAACGCAUCUCCAAAGAUUCGCACCAAGAAAUUGUGAGUACUACUGAAAACGUUUUGGAAAAUUACUUGUUUGAAGAUCUUCUCAACGCCGGGAUACGUUCUCUGAUAGUGAUAGAUCUAGAUCCAGAAGGUGAUUUUGAAUGUUCAUGAUUUCGUUAUCGUUCCUUUCCAGUCCGAAAACUAGGAGAAGUCGCUCAUCAAGCCGAGGAACAUUUGAAGGGCUCGAGUAUCGUUUUUAUUUUAUUUUAUUUCAUGUUACCGUUGAAUGAUCUCUCUGUUUCUAAUGUACAUUUCAGUUUUCUUCAGAAAUGGGAGGCAUGUUUUGAUGAGCUUACACGGACACUCAAGAAAUAUUUUGUAAUGUUUAUCCUUUUUCAGCGAGGCUCUGGCGCCUUUUCCUUUCCCAUGCAAACAGUGUCGACGUGAGUUUUCCACAAUUCGCGAGCUGUCGGAACACGAGAUCAGAUUGCACGACAAUGAUAUAUGCUGUGCUUUAUGUGAAAUGGUAGUGGGAUCACAAUAAGAAGUUGACGGGAAAGUAGAUUUCAGAAAACGGUUACAGUUUCUCAAUUGGCAACACACAUACAGCACAAACAUUCUCAAAAGUCUGUAAUCUGUUAUUACUGUGAUGAGCUGUUUGGAAGUAAUGCAAGUAAAAUGUCGGAUUCCGGAUGGAACGAGUUCCGUGAUCAUGUUUACAAAGUUGUGUAUUUUGAUAUUUCACGACCACGAUAUGCGUUUUGAAGGAGGUUGUGAAGAAGCGAAUGUACAGACAUGGGACGGAAUUAUCUCAAUCUAGUGGUUCUACUGCGGUGGCUCUUCGCGGAAUUGGCAGAUGCCCUCAUGGACCUCCGGUCAAAUGCAAGUGCGUUUUGUGGUUUUCAUAUGAGUCAUACAAUUCAAACGUUCUAGAAACUUCCCCCAGUGUCCCGGCGCAAAGUGUAUUUACUCGCACAGCAUGUGUCGUUACGAAAGCUCUUGCAACAAGCAAAGCUGCCCUUUCGAUCAUCCGAAUCGGCCACGCACUUGCAUGUCAUGUGUGAACGACAUGAAGGUUCAGUCGAAGCGAAAGAAAUGUUGA